Molecule: messenger RNA, 1479 nt
Organism: Arabis nemorensis
Lineage: Eukaryota; Viridiplantae; Streptophyta; Magnoliopsida; Brassicales; Brassicaceae
Source: the annotation of a GenBank genome assembly
AUGUCACCUCUCGCCGCCGGCGUUUCCCUUCUCGUUCUCCUUCUCUCGCUGAUCGCCGUCUCCKCCGUAAGAAAAAGCCCUGAGGAUAUCAUCAAACUUCCGUCUGAAGCUUCUAGAUUCUUCCGUCCUGCUGAGAACGACGACGAUUCUUCCACGUCCGGUACUAGGUGGGCUGUUCUCGUCGCCGGAUCGAGCGGAUACUGGAAUUAUAGGCAUCAGGCUGAUAUUUGCCAUGCUUAUCAACUUCUGAGGAAAGGUGGACUAAAGGAGGAGAAUAUUGUGGUUUUUAUGUAUGAUGAUAUUGCAAAUAAUGAAGAGAAUCCAAGGAAAGGGAUCAUUAUCAACAGUCCUCAUGGAAAGGAUGUCUAUGAAGGAGUUCCCAAGGAUUACACUGGAGAUGAUGUUAGUGUUGAAAAUCUGUUUGCUGUGAUCCUUGGAGACAAAACUGCUGUUAAAGGGGGAAGUGGGAAGGUUGUGGGUAGCGGUCCAAAUGAUCAUAUCUUCAUAUUCUACAGCGACCAUGGUGGUCCUGGAGUUCUCGGGAUGCCGACUUCUCCUUACCUAUAUGCAAAUGAUCUCAACGAUGUCUUGAAGAAAAAACAUGCUUCCGGAACCUAUAAAAGCAUGGUGUUUUAUCUUGAAGCUUGUGAAUCUGGAAGUAUCUUUGAAGGGCUUCUUGAUGAGGGUUUAAACAUAUACGCCACAACUGCAUCAAACGCAGAAGAAAGCAGUUGGGGUACCUAUUGCCCUGGAGAGGAACCUAGUCCUCCACCGGAGUAUGAAACUUGUUUAGGUGAUUUAUACAGUGUUGCUUGGAUGGAAGAUAGUGGCAUCCACAAUCUACAAACCGAGACCUUGCACCAGCAAUAUGAACUUGUGAAAAGGAGGACUUCAGGUGUUGGGUCGGUUUACGGUUCUCAUGUUAUGCAAUAUGGCGAUGUAGGACUUAGCAAGGAUAGCCUCGAUCUUUACAUGGGAACAAACCCUGCCAAUGACAAUUUCACCUUUGUGGAUGCGAAUUCACUGAUACCACCACUUUCAAGAGUUACAAACCAACGUGAUGCAGAUCUUGUCCAUUUCUGGGAUAAGUACCGAAAGGCACCUGAAGGUUCUGCAAGAAAAACAGAAGCUCGGAAGCAAGUCCUUGAAGUCAUGUCUCACAGACUUCAUGUUGACAAGAGUGUGAAACUCGUCGGGAAACUCUUGUUUGGCAUUUCGGAAGGUCCUGAAGUGCUGAACAAAGUACGGUCUGCUGGGCAACCGCUUGUCGAUGACUGGAAGUGCCUUAAAAAUCUGGUGAGAGCUUUUGAGAGGCACUGUGGAUCGCUGUCUCAGUACGGUAUCAAGCAUAUGAGGUCCUUUGCAAACAUUUGCAACGCAGGGAUCCAAAUGGAGCAAAUGGAGGAGGCAGCUUCACAGGCUUGUCCUACAAUCCCAGCCGGUCCUUGGAGCUCUCUUCACCGCGGAUUCAGUGCUUAG